AUUAUUGGUUUUUCUUUCACAUUCUUGAAUUACUUUUAAGGAGGAGAUUGUUGGUUCGGUUAUGAGAAAGUUGUGUGGAGAGAAGUGAGAAAGCUCAUUUACCUUUUUCUAGAUUUCUUUGUUUUUUUCUUGCUCGGUGCCAGCGAAGAUGUUAAUAUGCUAAAUCAAUUCGUCCAAACGAAUUUUCAUCCGCGCCGCAGCAGAAGAAAAUGCAGGCGCAUUUUUUUUAAUUAUUUAAUUAUUAUUUUUUUGGAGGGAGGGUAGUUGGCAAGAGGGGAAAAUGUCUGGUUCAAGACGAUGAUGACCUUCCAAGAAUCCAAUAUGCGUUCAAGGCAUAUAAAACACGGCAUGUGCUCAGGAUAUUACUAAAAGAAGCCCCAGAAACGUACUAAUUUCACGCUCUUCCACACACCGAAUCAAUUGAAGCCCUAUGUCCAUUCUAUAUAAUACCCCUCUAAUGCCUUUGCCAUCACCGACGCUGCCUCUUUCUUUGAACAACAAUCUCUCAUUUACUGCUAUUUCCUUCUCCAUUUCAAAGCCUACACGUAACCUAAGACCACCACUACAACGCCACCCCUCUUCUCAUCCUUCUUCUUUACCACGUUGUUUCUCUUCUCUGUCAGAAAUGGAUGGCACAGUUGGUCAAUGUCUUUACCCACUACACCGCACUAAAACAAUUCACCUGGUUAGGCACGCACAAGGGAUUCACAACGUAGAAGGAGAAAAGGACUAUAAUGCUUAUAUGUCUGAAGAACUCUUUGAUGCGCACCUUACCCCUCUAGGCUGGCGGCAGGUUGAUAAUCUGCGCAAGCACGUUUUUGAAUUUGGGAUCAAUAAGAAGAUUGAAUUGGUCAUUGUUUCCCCUUUGUUAAGGACCAUGCAAACAGCAGUCGGAGUAUUUGGUGGGGAAGGGUACACGGAUGGUAUAAAUGCCCCUCCAUUGAUGGUGGAAAAUGCAGGGAAAAGUAACCAUCCUGCAAUUUCAAGUUUACACUCUCCUCCAUUUAUUGCAGUUGAGCUUUGUCGAGAACAUUUGGGAGUUCAUCCAUGUGAUAGGAGAAGAAGCAUCAGUGAGUACCGGUCCAUAUUUCCAGCAAUUGAUUUUUCAUUGAUUGAAAGUGAUGAAGACAUUUUGUGGAGGGCUGAUAUCAGAGAGAAGGAUGAAGAAGUUGCAGCCAGGGGACAGAAGUUCUUGAAAUGGUUGUGGACUCGAAAAGAGAAGGAGAUUGCAGUUGUUUCCCACAGUGGAUUCUUAUAUCAUACAUUAAGUGCUUUUGGAAAUGAUUGUUAUCCAUCUGUGAAGAGUGAAAUAUGCACGCACUUUGCGAAUUGUGAGCUUCGUUCAGUGGUCCUUGUUGAUAGAGGUAUGAUAGGAUCAGAUACAGCAAUAACUAAUUAUCCUGGAAAAAAACCUCAAGGGCUUGACCUUCCAAGUGAUUUGGCGGAAGAGAUUAAUCCGUCUUAAGUAAUAGUCUGUUCUGGUGAGAUGAAUCAGUAUUGAGUUGCUGAGUCCAUCAAAAGAAAUUGGAGGUACUUCAUCCCUACAAAACGAACUAGAGAGUUCAAUUUUUGUGAGCUUGCUAGUUCUGAUUGAAAAAUUCCAGAUACUUUUUUUGUGUUGAAGUAGGUGUCAUCCCCGUGCAUUUUCGCUUAGUGUACGCAUAUGAACGGGACUAUUUUUAAUGAAUGAUUGUUAGUCUUCAUGUAAUAACUAUCAUUGUAUUUUCUGAACAUGCUAAAUGAUUAAUAAAGGAUACUAAACUCGUCAAAUUAUUAA
Populus nigra (black poplar) is the source of this 1777-nucleotide messenger RNA. RefSeq names its product phosphoglycerate mutase-like protein 1. Gene Ontology annotation, molecular function: phosphatase activity. Bases 431 to 1465 code for a protein of 344 amino acids. The record is from RefSeq and is a predicted model, not a curated record. The transcript is spliced from 10 exons. Gene Ontology annotation, cellular component: cytoplasm. Lineage: Eukaryota; Viridiplantae; Streptophyta; Magnoliopsida; Malpighiales; Salicaceae.